Molecule: messenger RNA, 2227 nt
Organism: Alnus glutinosa
Lineage: Eukaryota; Viridiplantae; Streptophyta; Magnoliopsida; Fagales; Betulaceae
Product: threonine synthase 1, chloroplastic
Exons: 1
Coding region: 92-1657 (521 amino acids)
Biological process (GO): L-cysteine biosynthetic process
Cellular component (GO): cytoplasm
Molecular function (GO): threonine synthase activity; pyridoxal phosphate binding
Source: RefSeq, a predicted model, not a curated record
AUAAAGACCAAAGACCAUACGCGCCGCCACUCACUUCUGCACAUCUCACAUCUCUCUCUCUCUCUCUCUCUUCUCUCUCUGAGUCUGAGAAAUGGCUUCGGCUUCAGUGUUCCAUUCCCCUCUUCCCUCUUUCUCUCCUAAAUCCAAACGGUUUUACCGAAGCGGAACCAAACACCGUCCUUCGCCCACUGUUAUAUCCUGCACCUCCUCCACAUUCGAUCCCAAGCCUUCGGCUCUGAAGACGCGGCGCGCCGCCGAUGAGAACAUCAAGGACGAGGCUCGGCGCCAGCGCGAGGACUCGAGCCGCCAGGGCGAGUUCAGGGCCAAGUACGUGCCGUUCAACUCGGGGUUCGACUCGCCCGAGUCGUACUCGCUCGACGAGAUCGUGUACCGGAGCAGCUCCGGGGGGCUGCUGGACGUGCAGCAUGACAUCGACGCGCUGAGGAGGUACGACGGCGCGUACUGGCGCGCGCUGUUCGACUCGCGCGUGGGGAAGACCACGUGGCCGUACGGAUCCGGCGUGUGGAGCAAGAAGGAGUGGGUGCUACCGGGGAUCGACCCAGACGAUAUCGUCUCGGCGUUCGAGGGAAACUCGAACCUCUUCUGGGCUGAGCGUUUCGGCAAACAGUUUCUGGGCAUGAACGAUUUGUGGGUUAAGCACUGUGGAAUCAGUCAUACUGGUAGCUUCAAGGACCUGGGCAUGACGGUCCUGGUCAGCCAAGUGAACCGCCUCCGGAAGCUCAAUCGACAAGUCGUCGGAGUGGGCUGUGCCUCGACCGGAGAUACGUCCGCCGCGCUCUCGGCCUACUGCGCGGCCGCGGGUAUCCCCUCGAUCGUCUUUUUGCCGGCUAACAAGAUCUCCCUCGCGCAAUUGGUCCAGCCAAUCGCCAACGGAGCGUUCGUGUUGAGCAUCGACACGGACUUCGAUGGGUGCAUGAAGCUGAUUCGCGAGGUCACCUCCGAAUUGCCCAUCUACUUGGCAAACUCGCUGAAUAGUUUGCGGUUGGAGGGCCAGAAGACGGCGGCGAUAGAGAUUCUGCAACAAUUCAACUGGGAAGUGCCCGAUUGGGUCAUCGUGCCCGGUGGCAACCUGGGGAAUAUCUACGCUUUCUACAAGGGGUUCAAAAUGUGCGAAGAAUUGGGUCUCGUGGAUCGGAUUCCAAGGCUCGUGUGCGCUCAGGCCAAGAACGCGAACCCACUUUACUUGUACUACAAGUCAGGGUGGAAGGAGUUCAAGCCAACGAAGGCGAACACGACCUUCGCGAGCGCUAUACAGAUCGGAGACCCGGUAUCGAUCGACAGAGCCGUGUAUGCGCUCAAGAACUCAAAUGGGAUCGUCGAGGAGGCGACGGAGGAGGAACUCAUGGACGCAAUGGCGCAAGCGGACUCGACGGGGAUGUUCAUAUGUCCGCAUACUGGGGUGGCUUUGACGGCGCUGAUUAAGCUCAGGCGUAGUGGGGUUAUAGCUCCGACUGAUCGUACGGUGGUAGUGAGCACCGCACAUGGGCUGAAGUUUACGCAGGCCAAGAUCGAUUAUCACUCCAAGGCGAUUAAGGAUAUGGAGUGCCGGUUCGCCAAUCCCCCGGUGCAAGUGAAGGCGGAUUUCGGGACGGUCAUGGAUGUGCUCAACAACUAUUUGUUGAAUGCUCCCAGGUAGGAGCGACCCCCUUUGUGGGUGGGUAUGAAUUAGUUUUUACGUUCGGUUUAUAAGCUUUUUUGUAACCUUUUUUUGUUUUUUGGUACGAGGUUGCCCCUUGUUCCUCGUACAGGGUUUGCUAAUAACAAAACCCUGAAAAAGGUUUUUCCACUGAAAAUUGCUAAAAUUACCUGAAAACUUUUUGUGGGAUGCACAGAGGUUAGAAAGGUGAGUUCAUUAUUAUUAUUAUUUUUUUUAAAUGUUUAUUAUUCAAAUUUCGACAACAAAUUGUUAAGAGAUUUCGAUCCAAGAAAGAGAUGUCGAGCUUUGUGGUUUAUAUACCUAUGACUAUGAGAUUUUCUUCCAAAUCUAUGGUGGUGGUGGUUUGUGUCAUUUCAAGAAGUUAGAGCUGUCGUGUCGGUAUGCAAUGUUGGUGUAUCAUCAUUGCCUGGAGAACUUUAAACCUUUUUUCCCACAUGCUUGGCACUUGACAGGUUGGCAUGGUUUACUGUAUUGACCUUCUUGGGGUGUCAUUUCAUGAAGUUGAUGAAGAUGUGAGGUUAUUUAUUAUAAAGAAAUGAUUUACAUUCA